ACCAACCUUGUGAAGCUGCUUCUGAUGCACUGGGCAAAUCCCAAUCUUCUUAACUGCAAUAACGAAAAGCCUUCAGAUGUUGCAGCUUCUGAGUUUAUUGAGGAAAUGCUUCUGAAGGCUGAAACUGUUUGGGAGGAGAAAAUGAAAGACCCUUUGGCUGUUUCUACUUUAUCUCAAGAAGAGCCAUAUGAAGAGAUCAUCCAUGAUCCGCCCAUGAUUUCCAACAAACUCAAUCCCCUGGCUUUACCGAUUGCCAAGCAAGACAGUUUGCUGGAGAAAGACACUAUGUUUAAAGAUGCAGCUAAAGGCUUAUGUAAGCAGCAAUCGCAAGACAGUGCAUCUGAAAAUGUCACUGUGAACACUACAACAAAACUUGAACAGAUCAAGCUAAUGCCUCCAGCUCCAAAUGAUGACCUGGCUUCUCUGAGUGAGCUAACAGACAGCAGCCUGCUUUAUGAGAUUCAGAAGCGCUUCAAUAAUAAUCAGAUAUAUACCUACAUUGGUGAUAUACUGUUGCUUGUUAACCCAUUUAAAGAACUUCCUAUUUAUUCUACCAUGGUCACCCAACUUUAUUUAAGUAACUCUGGAAAAUUGUGUUCCUCACUUCCCCCACAUAUAUUUUCCUGUGCUGAAAGAGCUUACCACACGUUAUUCCAGGAGCAGCGUCCCCAGUGCUUUAUCCUCAGUGGAGAAAGAGGUUCUGGGAAGACUGAAGCCUGCAAACAAAUACUGAAGCACCUCACUUGCAGAGCCAGCUGCAGCAGAAAUACCUUUGAUACAAAGAUAAAACAUGUAAACUGUAUCUUGGAGGCCUUUGGACAUGCCAAGACACCCUUGAAUGAUUUUUCCAGCUGUUUUAUAAAAUAUUUUGAGCUACAGUUUUGUGAGAAGAAAAAAACAUUAAUUGCAGCUAGGAUUUAUACAUACAUGUUGGAGAAGUCUCGUGUCGUUGUGCAGCCUCUCAACCAGAGUAAUUUUCAUGUUUUUUACUUGAUGAUGGAUGGGCUGUCUGCUGAAGAAAAAUACACCCUGUACCUCAGUAAUUUGUCUGCACACAGGUAUCUAAGCCAGACUGUCCUGGAAGAGACAAUGUUAACAGCCAACCCUCAAAACAGGGAGAAAUUAGCUGUACUAAAACAAGCUCUAGGUGCCAUGGGAUUCAAUAGCCUGGAGGUGGAGAACCUGUUUGUAAUACUCUCAGCAAUUCUGCAUCUUGGAGAUAUUUGCUUUACGGCUCUGACAGACGCUGAGACAGCAUUUGUGUCAGACCUGCAACUACUGGAACAAGUGGCAGGGAUGCUGCAGGUUUGCCCAGAUGAGCUUGCUUCAGCCUUGACAACUGAUGUUCAGUAUUUUAAAGGAGACAUGAUUGUACGGAGGCACACUAUAGAAAUUGCAGAAUUUUACCGGGAUCUCUUGGCAAAAUCUCUAUAUGGUCGUUUAUUUAGCUUUUUAGUCAACACAAUCAACUGCUACCUUCAAAAUCAAGAUGAGACUGGCAGUGACCAGGUAUUUGAAAUUGGAGUACUGGAUAUUUUUGGAUUUGAAGAAUUUCAAAAGAAUAUUUUUGAACAGCUGUGUGUCAACAUGACCAAUGAGAAGAUACACCAGUACAUCAAUGAAGUGCUUUUCCUACAAGAGCAAGCAGAAUGUGUACAAGAGGGAGUUGCUAUGGAAACAGUGUAUUCUCCUGGUAACCAUACUGCAGCCUUGGAUUUUUUCUUUCAGAAACCAUCAGGCUUUUUGUCAAUGCUGGAUGAAGAAAGCCAAUCUAUUUGGUCUGUGGAACAGAGUCUUUCUAAACGUAUUCAGUCUUACCUGGAUACAUUAGACACAAAUACAGUAUAUUCCUCCACAAAAGAUGGAAAUGGUAACCUUGCCCCAAAGGAUCAGGGCUCCACCUUCACUGUUAUGCAUUACGCUGGGAGGGUUACUUACGAAAUUGCUGGUGCGAUAGAAAAAAAUAAAGAUUCCCUUUCACAAAAUCUCGUAUUUGUAAUGAAAACCAGUGAAAAUGUAGUCAUCAAUCAAUUGUUCCAGUCCAAGCUGACACAAACUGGAUCACUUGUUCCUCCAUAUCAUUCUCUUAAAAUCAAAGGGUGUAAAGCAGCUUUGUUGAGUAAAAAACCAUCAGUAGCCUGUGCAAGUGGAGAAGCAAAAAAAUACAUUGAGCUCAGCAAGCUGUUGAAAAAGAAAGGAACAUCCUCAUUUCUUCAGAGACUGGAACGAGGGGGCCCAACCACUGUGGCAAUACAGCUCAGGAAAUCACUCACAGAUAUUAUUGGGAAGUUGCAGAACUGCACGCCACACUCUGUUCAUUGUAUAAAGCCUAAUAACUCCAAGUUGCCAGAUACUUUUGACAAUUUCUAUGUGUCUGCUCAACUGCAGUAUAUUGGUGUCCUAGACAUGGUCAAAAUCAUACGACACGGGUAUCCAAUACGUCUCUCUUUCACAGACUUCUUGUCAAGGUAUAAAGAUUUGGCUGAUACAGCAGCAGGAGAGAAGAAGAAGCUGUCUGCCAAGGAAAGAUGUCGUCUUGUUCUUCAGCAGUGUAAAUUACAAGGCUGGCAGAUAGGAGUCCGAAAAGUGUUUCUUAAGUACUGGCAAGCUGACCAUCUCAACGAUUUGUGCCUUCAGCUUCAGAAGAAAAUUAUAACCUGCCAAAAAGUUGUAAGAGGAUUUCUAGCUCGCCAGCGCUUGCUACAGAAGAUGAGUGUCAAACAGCAAGAGGUCACCUCAAUCAAAAGCUUCUUGCAGAACGCUGAAGAUAUGGGAUUGAAAACAUAUGAUGCCUUAGUCAUUCAAAAUGCUUCUGACAUUGCUCGGGAAAAUGACCGGCUCCGCAAUGAGAUGAAUGCUGCUUACCACAGGGAAAAGUUAGAGGCUAGAAACAGGCCAGAAGAAGGCCACAAAAGAGCCGAAGACAAGGGUGGGAAGGUCUCUGAGGACAGCUUUGCCGGCUGUCGAACGCCUAAGCACUUUCAUUCCAGCUCUGUCCCUGUCCCCAUGGCAGUGGACGGCUUGGUACAUUCUGCGGCUGGAUCAUCCAUCAGAUCCCCCUCCCUGCACUCUGUGUUCAGCAUGGACGAUAGCAAUAGCCUGCCAUCACCAAGGAAACAGCCUCCUCCCAAACCAAAGAGGGACCCCAACACAAGACUGAGUGCUUCCUAUGAGGCAGUUAGUGCUUGCUUGUCGGCAGCUUCUAAGGAAACCGCUAACGAAGUACUGACUCGUCCAAGGCCACACAGUGAUGACUAUAGUACCAUGAAAAAAAUACCUCCCAGAAAACCAAAACGAAGUCCCAAUACGAAACUUACUGGCUCUUACGAAGAAAUACCUGGCCAAAAGCCUGGGGAUGUAAAACAGGUGAGCACAGUAGCUAAACCAGGUGGCUAUGACACUGUGACAGUACAGAGAGCAGCUUCUGCUGAUGGGCCACAACAUGGCGUGUUGAGUCUCUAUAUGUCACAAGAAGAGGAGGAAAAUGAGCCUGUCUAUAUUGAAAUGGUAGGGAAUGCAAUGAAAAGCGGUUCUGCUGAAGCAGAAAGUCCAGAACAAGGAGAGUCUGUAUAUGAAGAAAUGAAGUAUUUUCUACCAGAAGAAGGAAGCAAUGGUAAUGGAAUAAUUCCAGUAGUGACUGGAUCUCCUCCUCUGUUGUUUGAAAGCAAAAAAAUUGUUAACAGUGAAGAUGGAACAUUGGAUGGAAACAGUCAAGCAGCUUUGAUCUACAAAGACUCAUGUGACAUUCCAGCUCCUUUCCCUAACUUGCUCCCCCACAGGCCACCACUUCUUGUAUUUCCUCCAACCCCUGUCACAUGUUCACCUGCUUCUGAUGAAUCACCUCUAACACCACUAGAAGUCAAGAAGCUUCCUGUCUUGGAAACCAACCUAAAAUACCCUGUGCAGUCAGAAGGCUCAAGUCCAUUGUCACCACAGUACUCCAAAAGCCAGAAAGGGGAGAAUGAAAGACCAGCAUCUCCAGGCUUGAUUGUGUUCAAUGUUUCCAGCAAAGUGACUCCUCCUUCCACACCACCUCCUCCUCUCCCACCACCCCCUCCUCCUGUACCGCCUCCUAUUUCCUACCGGGCUUCCACACAUUUUGCAUUUCCUCCAGAGACUUGUGCUAGUUUUCUGAUUAAUGCAGGGAAAACAGGUACAAACUCAGAUCUGUCAAAGGUAUCUCAGAGACCAAAUCCUGCUCAGCUUGGAUGCUCAUCUUCUCCAUUCUCCAAACUGCCUUACUCCCCAAAGGUGGCAAGAGCAGAUCACAGGAAAUUGAACUCAAACUCAUCAUCUUCAUUUCCAUACAGCCCUACAAACUCAAGGUCAUUGACCAGUCCCCUUGAUGAGUUAACUAGUUUGUUCAACUCAGGACGGAGCGUGCUACGAAAAUCUGCAGCAGGACGUAAGAUCAGGGAGCCAGAAGGUAAGACAAAUCUCUGUGCUUCUGUAUAG
This is a messenger RNA of Leptosomus discolor (cuckoo roller), 4455 nucleotides long. Lineage: Eukaryota; Metazoa; Chordata; Aves; Leptosomiformes; Leptosomidae. The record is from RefSeq and is a predicted model, not a curated record.